Messenger RNA from Condylura cristata (star-nosed mole), 1809 nucleotides. It is a transcript of the gene PEX14, whose product is annotated as peroxisomal biogenesis factor 14. Gene Ontology annotation, biological process: protein import into peroxisome matrix, docking. NCBI's taxonomy places the organism in Eukaryota, Metazoa, Chordata, Mammalia, Eulipotyphla, Talpidae. The coding region runs from base 301 to 1416 and encodes 371 amino acids. Gene Ontology annotation, cellular component: peroxisomal membrane; peroxisomal importomer complex. The record is from RefSeq and is a predicted model, not a curated record. The transcript has 10 exons. Gene Ontology annotation, molecular function: signaling receptor binding.
AGAGCCCGGAUCUCGUCGGGUUCCGAGUCCCCGGCGUCCCCCGCCAUCUCCAUUCUCUUCAAGGCGGAGAUUGAUUUCAAUAAGAAUAAGACACAUCAGGACAAACUUCAGCUCUUCCUGGGAAGCAGUGACCUCAUGGAAAUGCUGCCAAGUGACCAGGACACCGGGAUUCCUCUGUCGGCCCUGAGACUCCCAUCGACCGGCUCAGUUCGAUUACGUUAGUCUGGACGGGAGAGCGAGAGCGGGAGCGCUUGGGAGAAGCCUCGCCCAGCGGCGAUCGAUUAGUCAGGCCUCAGGAAGAUGGCGUCCUCGGAGCAGGCAGAGCAGCCGAACCAGCCAGGCUCUGCUCCAGGAAGUGAAAAUGCGGUGCCUCGAGAGCCGCUGAUUGCCACAGCAGUGAAGUUUCUCCAGAAUUCCCGGGUCCGCCAGAGCCCGCUUGCCACCAGGAGAGCAUUCCUUAAGAAGAAAGGACUGACGGAUGAAGAGGUCGAGCUGGCUUUCCAGCAGUCGGGCACGGCCGCCGAGGAGCCCCCGCCCUUGGGCCCGGCCGCUCAGGCGGUUCCCGCGCAGCCUCCCCACCUCGUGGCCCAGCCGCACAGCCCUGCGGGCUCCCGAUGGAGAGAUUACGGUGCCUUGACCAUCAUCAUGGCGGGAAUCGCCUUUGGCUUCCACCAGCUCUACAAGAAAUACCUGCUCCCCCUCAUCGUGGGCGGCCGAGAGGACAGGAAGCAGCUGGAGAGGAUGGAGGCGAGUCUCUCCGAGCUGAGUGGCAGCGUGGCCCAGACAGUGACGCAGUUACAGAUGACUUUAGCCUCCGUCCAGGAGCUGCUGAUUCAGCAGCAGCAGAAAGUCCAGGAGCUCGCCCACGAACUGGCCACCGCCAAGGCCACCACCUCUACCAGCUGGAUCCUGGAGUCCCAGAACAUCAAUGAACUCAAGUCGGAAAUUAACUCCUUGAAAGGGCUGCUUCUGAAUCGGAGGCAAUUCCCGCCGUCCCCGUCGGCCCCGAAGAUCCCCUCGUGGCAGAUCCCCGUCAAGUCGCCGUCGCCCUCCAGCCCCGCGGCCGUGAACCACCACAGCAGCAGCGACAUCUCGCCGGUCAGCAACGAGUCCACGUCGUCGUCGCCCGUGAAGGAGGGCCACAGCCCCGAAGGUGCCACCGCGGCCUACCACCUGCUGGGCCCCCAGGAGGAGGGAGAGGGGGUGGUGGACGUCAAGGGCCAGGUGAGGAUGGAGGUGCAGGGCGAGGAGGAGAAGAGGGAGGAUGAGGAGGACGAGGAUAUGAGCCACGUGGACGAGGAGGACCGCCUGGGGGUGCAGCGGGAGGACCGCCGGGGCGGGGACGGGCAGAUCAACGAGCAGGUGGAGAAGCUGCGGCGGCCCGAGGGUGCGAGCAACGAGAGCGAGCGGGACUAGGCCGCGGCCCCCAGCGCGGGCGCCUGCUGGGGGCGGAGCCGCCGCCUGGGCCCCUGCCCCACGCCCGUCCUCCGCGCGGCCCGGCUUGCGUUCCGCCCACCCAGCUCCUCUCGGCCGCCCGAGUGCAGCCCUGCGCCUGCGCGCCGACGCCCCCUCGACCUGUUCCGCGUCGGCCGAGGGCGCCCAAGUCUCGGAGUCGCGUGCUGUCGGCCGUGUCUCCGGGCAGAUGUGCGCCGGGCGUGUCUGCUGAGCGUCUGGGCUAACUCACCACCGUGCAUGGCGAGCGGCAGCUUAGUCACCUGCUCCUGACCCCAGCGAGGACGUGCUGCAGCGGCCGUGCCUGCCGUCCCGUCCCUCCCCGCCGCCCUCCCCGCUCCUCUCGGCGGGACCAGC